Mycosarcoma maydis (corn smut) is the source of this 5004-nucleotide messenger RNA. RefSeq lists its product as uncharacterized. The coding region runs from base 1 to 5004 and encodes 1667 amino acids. NCBI's taxonomy places the organism in Eukaryota, Fungi, Basidiomycota, Ustilaginomycetes, Ustilaginales. The record is from RefSeq and is a predicted model, not a curated record. Gene Ontology annotation, molecular function: protein serine/threonine kinase activity; ATP binding. The transcript has a single exon. Gene Ontology annotation, biological process: peptidyl-serine phosphorylation; intracellular signal transduction.
AUGUCGGACCGCCCAUCAUCGAUCACGCAGCCAGCACCUUCAGAGAAUGACGGCAGUGCCGUCGUCUUUGCGUCGCCCUCCUCGAUGGACACUAACUUUCCACAACUAGACGGUCCAGCACGCCCUUACCAAGCAAUGCUGCCUUUGCACACAUCGCCUCCAAAAAGUCCACCUGCCGCCGCACCAUCGGUGUCCACCACUCCCAUGAGCGCUCCCACCCCUCUUCAUGCGCCCUUCGGCCCUACACCCUCCUCGGCCACCUCAAGCGCCGCAGUCUCUCGUGUCAGCAGCACCCGCUCCAAUGCACCUCCAUCCUCCUCCGCCUCUACCACUCGCAUUCGCAAAGGUCUCCUCUCCAGAGCCGGGAGCGAAGCCGAAGACAGAUAUUCACGCGCUGCAUCCGCUUCCCACACCCAGCUCACCACCGACGAUGACGACGACGAAUACAUGAUCAGCGACUCAGGACCCAUGCCGCGCCGCUUUGCCUCUCAGAACCGCGCUCCAUCCGGUCCUUACAGCAGCUCUCGCCAAUCAUCCAACUCAUCACUGCCUCACACUACUCCGGCUAACCGAUACAAUGCCGCUUCCUAUCCGCUCAAUGCUUCCUCCGUCAGCAUCGCUUCAGGCAAUCGCAGCGGCAGUGGCGAGGCAAGCGAAGGUGCAGCUUCGGGUGUCGGCAGCGUCAGCCUCGGUCGUGCCAUGUCUGUCAGCUCUGUUAGCUCGGUCAACAGCACCAGCAGUCUCGAAGCUGUGCCCUUUCGCGAGGCUCCUCUCGGCAACGUCAGGCUAGGCUUUGGUGGUUCAGCUCUGCGCGUUUCUGGACGCAACGCCCGCACCAAUCCCUACAGCUCGCUCGCUAUCACCACACAACCACCAGCUGCAGGUCAAGCUGCCCCCUUGCAAGCCGCUGACCACCACCUCCCUACCACCACAUCAGUUUCCGACAGCCACAGCACAAACAACGACGCAGCAUGCCCUCCUUUCCUCUUCGCCGCUCCCACUGCAGCAUCGUCCGGCCAGAGCACCACGUUCCGCUCGCCCCUACCGGCAUCCGACAGGCACAAGGGUGUACCCAAGCCCGCAACCGAUGCCUGGAUGUAUCGCGUCGGCCCCGGUAUGCGCACCAACAGGCCACCACGUCCGUCUUCCACAGCAUCACCCGAGCUACCCGAGUCGCCACUGGAUGAGGGCCAGUCUCCUUCAUCACCUGCGAAACGCUCCCGCGAGGCUCUCCGUCAAAAGUUCGCCAAGGGCGCAGGUAGGCUGGGCAUCAAAACCAACAUUGUCACCUCAUACGCUCCAUCUGCUUCCGAGCAAUACACGGUUUACAACCCAGUCGACAGCUCCGAAGACGAGAUCGGUCUUGUGCCACCAUCCCGAACUCCACUGCCUCGCAGCUCGAGCUACUUUUCCGCAGCGCCCCACAGCGCCAAUACUGCAGCCGGCUCUCCACUACAAUCAUAUCCCCUCCUCACGCCCGUUCCAGCCGACUUUCGCACAAGUUCCAUCACCAAUGCGCCGCUAUUUGUGCCCAAAUUCGCCGAAGACUUGCCGUCUGUAAGGCCCACUCCGGAAUCCUCAGCCACGCCCAGCUCAGCGGCCAAUGGAAUGGUGCACGACCCGCGUCUGGCCACAAGCGCCGAUGCCAGCCUCGCUCCUUUCUUGCCGCCUCUCAGCUACGGCGCCCAAGUUGGCAGCAUCUCCUCCGACCUCUCGCCUUACCUCGCCGGCGGUGCCGCACUACCGGCGACAAGCAACAGCCAACAUCGACACAGAUUAUCUGCAACACAGAAGCCCGUCCUCAUGCGAAAUCAGAGCAGCAACGACGCCUUGGACCGGCUUGCCUCACCUGGUCUGUUCAUCCGCGAUCCAAGCGCCGCUACAGCACCCUCCGCCGAACCAGCGCUCUACACGAGCUCGACUUCCGCCGCUUCGACGCAGCGCUCGCCUCAGGUUGAGCUUGCUCUGAAGCCAGUCACUAGCGUGCAGGCAUCGCCACAUCCUACACCUGCACAAGUAGUUCAAAUGGAGGCGCAAGCGGGUAUCGCCUCGCUUCCGGACUCGCCCAGCGAGCCCUCGCCUGUACCUGCGAGUUACUCACCCGCCAUCGCAGAUGCAGCCAUCGCUAAUGCGCCAGUCAAGGCCAAGCUCCGACGUCCAAGUAGCGGUACGGGCAGCGAAGCCUCGCUCUCCUUGGGUCCAGCCACGACCGGCUCCUCGCGUCGUCCCGAAUCUUUGCAGCGCCAGCGAAUGUGGUCCAAUCCAAAAAGGCCUGCAAUCCUGCGCACUCAGACCAGCGAGAGCACGAUCAGUAAAGCUCGACGUAGUCAUAGCGCGGAUCGCAGAGCGUACUCUCCCAGUAGGCAAAGCCCGACUGAGGCUGUCUUGCACGACACGCAGUUUGACAGGCCAGGUACACAUUCCAAAAACAGCUCGAGCAGCACUGCUACUGGCGGCGACCUUGGUGCACGCGUAUCAGCUCAUGUUGCUGUGAUUCCGGAAGAUGACGAUGGCGUCAGUGGCAGUGUUGGUGCGCCAUUUCAUCCCGUUGUGAUCGUCCAAGAUGAUUCUUCUCGAAACUCUCUGCGACUCGCCUCUGGUAUCGAGGCGGAUCACGGCAGGGCGCUCUCGCCGACGAUCACGAUGCGUCCGAUGCCCGGACCACGCUCUGCCUCGCCUGCCUCGCAGUACGCAACCUCGCAGUACGCACGGUCUCCCGAAACAAUUCGCAUCGGUCCUUCGCGUAUCACCGACUCGCUCUAUGGCCGAAGUCCCGCGUCCAUCUCGAACCUGCAAAGUCCGCUUCUGCAGCCGUCGCCUACUCCAGCCGCACCGGAACGCGCCACCACCCCCUCUUUACGAGCCUCUUCCGCACGUGGUCCGCACGAUUUUCACUUUGGCGAGACGCUCGGCGAAGGAUCCUACUCGACCGUUUUGGAGGCGUGGGAUCUUGUCUGCGGCCCUUCCGCCAAGGAGCCCGGUGUGAUCGAUCCCAACGCUACCUCGGCCGCCGCGGCCAUGGUCGGUUCCGAGUCGUCACGAAAACGACGUCGACGAAUCGACUUGACCGGUCGCAAAGCCUACGCGAUCAAAGUGCUCGACAAGGUGCACAUUCUCAAACAGGGCAAGCAAAAGUAUGUUUCCAUUGAAAAGGAAGCGCUGAGCCGUAUGAUCCGUCAUCCUGGUGUAGUGACGCUGUUUUGGACGUUUCAAGAUCGGGAGAGCCUCUACUUUGUCUUGGAGUUGGCCAACAACGGCGAGUUGUUGAACUUUAUUCGCAAGCAUGGAAGCUUUGAUCGAGAAUCGGCUCGGUUUUACGCUGCUCAGUUGGCCGAUACGAUCGACGCCAUGCAUACAGCGGGGGUGGUGCAUCGCGAUGUGAAGCCGGAAAAUAUCUUGCUUGACGCCAAGUAUCGGAUCAAGAUUACUGACUUUGGCAGUGCCAAGAUCGUUCACCCUGUGGGCGAAGCUGAGGCGACACCUGCAGCUUCGGCUGAAAAGGAAACUACUUCUGCAGCUCAGCCGUCUCGUGCGGCGAGUUUCGUCGGAACUGCAGAAUACGUCUCGCCCGAGUUAUUGGUGGAGAAAGCGCAACCGGCGGGCAAACCAGCCGAUUGGUGGGCUUUUGGCUGUGUGCUAUUCCAGAUGCUCGCAGGUCGACCACCUUUCAAGGGAGUGAAUGAGUAUCAGACGCUGCAAAAGGUCAAGAACCGGGAAUUCUCCUUCCCGCACGGGUUUCCGGAAGAUGCACAGGACUUGAUCAACAAGGUUUUGGUGCUAGAUCCUGCGCGACGACCAAGUGCGCGCGAGAUCAAGGCUCAUCGAUUCUUCGAGGCGAUCGCAUGGGACGAGCUGUGGGAGAUGGAUGUACCGCAGAUCAAGACAGGGCUGGUGCAACCUACGCCGACGCACCAGCAGCAGAGGGGAGAGGAGACGAGCGAUUUCAGCUUCGACGAAGGGUUCGGUAGCUCGGAUGAAAGUCAAGCGUACAACGGGGACACGCAGAGCAUCGAUCGGGAGGGCGAGGAGAGCGAGUUGAGUGUGGACAGGCUACCUGAUGCGAGGCGUGAGCAUGAUGCGGACGACUCGGAUCUGUCGGAUGACAGCUCGAAUCGCGCAGAGCCGCACUUGCCCAAACGGCAGAGCGGCUUGCAGAGGUUGGCGGACGGAUUCCAAAGUCGAUUCAUGUCGAGUGUUGGUGCUUCGGCGAGUCCGCAAGCAAACGGUGGAGCUCCUAGACGAAGAUUUUCAAACAUGUCGAUCGAGGCUCCGGCUCCCGCUCCCGUUGCGAGUGGCGCGACCUUGGAAAGCAUUGGUGUGGAAGGAUCGAGCUCCGGCGCGACUCGACCCAUGCGCCCAUUUUCACGAUCCACGCAGACCAUGUCCACCCACACGCACACGCACACGCACACGCACAGCUCAAGCCCAAACUCGACCACGCGAGCUCAGCAAGCUUGCGUUUCCAGCGCUGCUGCCACCUCGGCAGGCGGCGGCGGCGGAGGGCUGCAGCAGAGCUGGGCAGCUUUGCUGCUGCCCAAGGAAAUGAUGCUGUACAGCCUACCUGUGGCACAGAAAAAGACGGGUACGGGAAAGAUGUUUACCAAACGCCGACAGUUGGUGCUCACUGACUUUCCUCGCUUGCUGUGCGUCAAGGAGACGGCUACAGCACUCAAAGUGAAAAGCGAGGUGAUUCUGGCAAUCCCGAGGUCGAAUGCGACGAUGGGUGGCGACGCAACCGGCGACUUGGUGGAGAACUCGUCAGGCAGACAAGCUUUCAAGGUGGCGUCGGACGGCGAGCAAGUGGGCGAAGCGCAAGGUACCAGCCAGGUGCGUUCGACGAGAGAGCAGGUGAUCCCGAAUCUGUUGACCGCGUUGGAGUACAGAGGCGGCAGAAGCUUCACGGUGCGUACUGCGAAUGCGAGGGUGUUCCUUUACGAGACACUGGCAGGCGAUGCGGGCGCGCUCGUCAAGUGUAUACAGGAUGCGAGGCGCACGGCCAAUUGA